CCUAUCGGGUGAGCAACAAACAGUGACAAGAAAAAAUAAAGAUAGAUUAAGCGAAAGAUUUUAUGGACUGGAACUUGAAAGCUGCUUCUUGGGAUUUGGCUGAAUUUGUGGAGGAAGAUGUAAUGGGGAUAGAUGAAAUCAAUGGAUCAAGUAGCUAUAAAGUUCCUAGGAACAAAGUGGAUUUCUCAGUUGAUUUGAAGCUUGGUCAGGUAGGAAAUUCAGGAGAAGAGUCAUUGAAUAAAUGGAGGGAGCCAGCAGUCUUAAAGAUGGAGUCUUCACCUUCAAAGAGGGCACGAGCCACUAAUAAUGGAACUCAUCGGGUUUUCUGCCUUGUUGAUGGGUGCAAUUCAGACCUUAGUAAUUGCAAGGACUACCAUAGGCGCCAUAAGGUGUGUGAGCUCCACUCUAAGACUGCACAGGUUAUGAUUAAUGGCCAGAAGCAACGGUUUUGUCAACAAUGCAGCAGGUUUCACUCACUACAGGAGUUUGAUGAAAGAAAGAGAAGCUGCAGGAAACGUCUUGAUGGACACAACCGGAGGCGAAGGAAGCCUCAGCCAGAUCCCCUCUCAUGUUCCGGGAGCUAUUUUUCCAAGUACCAAGGCACCCAGAUGUCGCCAUUCUCUAGUUUGCAUGUAUAUCCACCCACCACUGUGGUGAAACCUGCUUGGCCUGGAGUUACCAAUUCUGGGACAGAGUCCAGGCAUCUUAACCAGCAGCAACAGUUACACUCGCCUGAGAAUCCAAAUCUUGUUCUUGCAUCCUCUCCAAGCAACUACAGAGGAGGGAAGCAAUUCACAUUCUUGCAAGGUGAGAAUAACACUCUCCAGAAUCAAACACCUUCAGAAACUUCUCUCUGCCAGCCACUUCUCAGGGCUGCGCCUUUCUCGGAAGGCAGUGGGGGCAGCCACAGUAUGUUUUGUGACAGGUUAACAACUCCAGUUCAAGAUUCAGAUCGUGCUCUCUCUCUUCUGUCAUCUCCACAAGUAUCUGGGGUCAGUUUGAGUAACUUGGUGCAGCCUCACUUAUUCACUUCGGUGCAACCCUUAGGUGCAAGCCUACAGAACCAAAUUAUAGAGGCCGUGGAUUCAGCUGGUGUUGGCAGGGAUACUACGGUCCAUUGCCCAGGAAUGUUUCACAUGGGUUCUGGUGAAUCCUCUGGAAGUGAAGCCCCUCAAACUCUUCCCUUUCAUUGGCAGUAAUAAUUUUGAAACCUUUGCUGCUCAAUAAAUUUGGGUUCUUUUGUUGAGCCCUGAUUGCCAAAACUAGUAUGUUGGAAUAUUAAAUUGAAUCUAACUGCUAAUGACAUGAUGUGCUUGGAGACUUGGA
Durio zibethinus is the source of this 1326-nucleotide messenger RNA. RefSeq names its product squamosa promoter-binding-like protein 13A. The record is from RefSeq and is a predicted model, not a curated record. Gene Ontology annotation, cellular component: nucleus. NCBI's taxonomy places the organism in Eukaryota, Viridiplantae, Streptophyta, Magnoliopsida, Malvales, Malvaceae. Gene Ontology annotation, molecular function: DNA binding.